Molecule: messenger RNA, 1300 nt
Organism: Carassius auratus (goldfish)
Lineage: Eukaryota; Metazoa; Chordata; Actinopteri; Cypriniformes; Cyprinidae
Product: diphosphoinositol polyphosphate phosphohydrolase 3-beta-like
Exons: 5
Coding region: 307-846 (179 amino acids)
Biological process (GO): diadenosine pentaphosphate catabolic process; diadenosine hexaphosphate catabolic process; diphosphoinositol polyphosphate metabolic process
Cellular component (GO): cytoplasm; nucleus
Molecular function (GO): endopolyphosphatase activity; bis(5'-adenosyl)-pentaphosphatase activity; bis(5'-adenosyl)-hexaphosphatase activity
Source: RefSeq, a predicted model, not a curated record
ACUAGCGUUAGUAAUUUCGUACCCGGCCCACCGCACACGUAUGUAUAUAUACCGGGAGAAACCGAGAUAUUUUGCCCUGGGAAUGGACAGAGGUGUGCAGACUUGUCGUUAGAGAUUCGAACUGGCUGGACUAAACGCGGAGGAAUGAUUUAAAUUGGAUUUAAAACCAACGCAAAACCGUAAACUCGGUCCAGCCCGGUACUGGACCGCUUCUCGCCGUCGGUGGUGACUCACGGAGCUCGGGCCGUUCACGGAGCAUUGCUGACCGGUCGGAUAAAUCCACGGAAGGACUGACGGGAUUCCAGCAUGAAGUUCAAACCGAACCAGACGCGGACGUACGACCGGGAAGGAUUCAAGCGGCGGGCGGCGUGUCUGUGCUUCAAGAACGAACGGGAGGAUGAGGUGCUGUUGGUCAGCAGCAGUCGAAACCCGGAUCAGUGGAUCGUUCCUGGUGGAGGAAUGGAGCCGGAGGAGGAGCCGUGUGGAGCUGCUGUACGGGAGGUCUUCGAGGAGGCCGGAGUGAAGGGUAAAUUAGGACGUUUGCUCGGUGUGUUUGAGCAGAACCAGGACCGGAAACACCGGACGUACGUGUAUGUGCUGACGGUCACAGAGACGUUGGAUGCCUGGGAGGACUCGGUCAAUAUUGGCCGGAAGCGCGAGUGGUUUCCCAUCGAUGAGGCCAUCGAGGUCCUUCAGAGCCACAAACCCGUUCACGCUGACUACCUGAGACGCCUGCGGAUCAAUCGCUCAUCCACCACCACCAACGGAAACCUCCUCCUGCCCCAAACAUCUCCCAGCACCCUCACACCGCUCUACAGCGCUCCGGCGUCAGCCGCACGCAGAUAGGAUACACACACACUCCGUACAACACACACAUGUCUACAUGAACCACCCACACACAUCUCCAGGGCUUUUAUGACCCUCACAACACCUCAUGGGCACCUUUGGGACGUUCUUUAGAAGGACAAACCAAAGACGUGUGGGAUUUCCAGUGAAGAAUGCCUUAACCAUUUAGUUUUUAAGUCAGUUACUGUCAGCUGAUAGGUUUUAGUUGUUGUAAUGGAAUAAUAAUUAUUGACCAGCUUUAUAUAGCAGUUACAUGGAAGUGCACUUCCAUUAUUCCUCCAUCACACUCACCCACAGAGCUCGGCAUUCUGGGAUUGUGACGUGGGGAAUGUCACUUUCAUUCCACGCAGCGUUAUCAGCGUUUGACCUCUGAAUUCAGUCGGUUUGCGCUGUCUUGACCCCAGACUUCCCUUUAAGACUCAGACGAGCCCUUUAAAAGCCCCCUUCACUGCUG